Messenger RNA from Electrophorus electricus (electric eel), 2138 nucleotides. It is a transcript of the gene chrna7a, whose product is annotated as cholinergic receptor, nicotinic, alpha 7a (neuronal). Gene Ontology annotation, cellular component: postsynaptic membrane. Gene Ontology annotation, biological process: monoatomic ion transmembrane transport. Gene Ontology annotation, molecular function: acetylcholine-gated monoatomic cation-selective channel activity; transmembrane signaling receptor activity. The record is from RefSeq and is a predicted model, not a curated record. NCBI's taxonomy places the organism in Eukaryota, Metazoa, Chordata, Actinopteri, Gymnotiformes, Gymnotidae.
UUAAUUAAAGGUGGGCUCGCACGAUUUCAGAGGAUAUCGGUGGACCGAACUGCUUCAGGAUUUCCAGUUCUGUUUUAUUCUCUAAAAAAAUGGGGUCUUGCACUUUUACUGUUUCUGUGGUAGUUACAGCAUGUUUAUGGAGUGUGUCCCUUCAAGGAGAGCAUCAAAGGAGGCUGUACAGUGAUCUAAUGAGAGAUUACAACCCACUGGAGAGACCCGUGUUUAAUGACACGCACACCCUCACUGUAAAUUUCAGCUUAAGUUUGAUGCAGAUCAUCGACGUGGAUGAGAAGAAUCAAGUCCUGACCACAAACAUAUGGCUGCAGCUGUACUGGUAUGAUCAUUAUCUCAAGUGGAACAUCUCAGAGUAUGCUGAUGUGAUGAGUGUAAGAUUCCCUGAUAACCAGAUUUGGAAGCCAGAUAUCUUGCUUUAUAACAGUGCUGAUGAGCAAUUUGAUGCCACUUUUCACACCAAUGUGCUGGUCGUUUCCAACGGCGCCUGCCAUUACAUGCCCCCAGGGAUAUUCAAGAGCACCUGCUACAUCGACGUGCGGUGGUUUCCCUUCGAUGUCCAGCAGUGUGAACUGAAGUUUGGUUCGUGGACAUAUGGGGGCUGGGCUCUGGACCUGCAGAUGAAUGAGGCUGACAUCACAGGCUAUAUUGCCAAUGGGGAAUGGGACCUUGUAGAGGUUGUGGGUCGGAGGACAGAAAAGGUCUACGCCUGUUGUCCAGAGCCGUACCCAGACGUGACAUUCACCGUGGUGAUGCGGAGGCGUACACUCUACUACGCCCUGAACCUGCUUAUCCCCUGCGUCCUUAUCUCAACACUGGCUCUGCUGGUUUUCCUGUUGCCCGCUGACUCAGGAGCGAAAAUCUCCCUCGGCAUUACAGUGCUGCUCUCACUGACAGUGUUCAUGCUCUUGGUAGCAGAGAUAAUGCCGGCAACAUCGGACUCCGUGCCUUUGAUCGCCCAGUAUUUUGCCACUACCAUGGUCAUUGUUGGCUUAUCUGUGAUAGCCACAGUUUGGGUCUUACAGUACCACUACCAUGAUCCUGAUGGAGGCAAAAUGCCAACAUGGACGCGUGUAGUGCUGCUGAACUGGUGUGCCUGGUUCCUGAGGAUGAAGAGGCCAGGUGAGGAGCGGGUGCGCUCCGCCUGCCGUCAUAAGCAGCCACGUGGCAGCGUGUCCAGUGGUGAGCUGAGUUCCGGCACCGUGCACCCACCCAGCGGAAACGUGCUGUACCUGGGCACGCACUGCGCCGCCUCACCCGACUCCGGUGCGAUCUGCAGCCGGCUAGUGGGGGCGGCCGAGGAAGACACGCUGCUUCCUGGCGCCCAAGCACCCUCGGUGAGCGACGGGCGUGGAGACACGGAGCUGGCCAAGAUCCUGGAGGAGGUGCGUUACAUCGCCAAGCGCUUCCGCGACCAAGACGAGGAAGAGUCCAUCUGCAACGAGUGGAAAUUCGCCGCAUCUGUCAUCGACCGCCUCUGCGUCGUGGCCUUUUCCAUGUUCACCAUUCUCUGCACUAUUGGCAUCCUCAUGUCUGCCCCUAACUCUGUGGAGGCCAUUUCCAAAGAUUUCUUUACUUGAAAGCACCUUCUUCCUGUGGUGUUUCUUAUUCCAUAGCUUCUCAGAGUGUAUCAAAAGCAUAUUUGUGUUAAUGUUUUUAAACUCAGAGCUGUUAAAGCAAUUAAGUAGGAUGAAUGGGGAGAGAUGAAUUGCAGUAAUGACAGACAUCUGGUGUUUUUUUAAUUUAACACAAUUUUGGUUUUGAGUGCCAUUUUAUAAGUGAAUGUUUAGCAUAUGCAUAUCUAUUCUAAAAUGAAUUAUAAUCACUCACAAUAAUGUGCACAAAAUAGCCAUAUGUUAAGUUAAACACAAGUUUUUGAGCACUGUUAAAUUGCUAGGAUUGGUUUUACAGUUGUUUUUUUUAUAUUAUCAAAAAAGUACAUUUACAACAUUUGCUUUUGUAAACAUCUGUCUUCAUAUGUAUGAUGAACACUUAUUGUGUAAUAUGAUCCAUAUCAAUUUGCAUAUUGCCACCUGCAUAACAGCUGGGGAAGCAGAUGUGUUUUUGUCAUACUUUACAGGUCUAAUACUAUUUUCUUUAUUUUCUUCAAAGUGAAUUUAUGGUAU